AUGACGACUAUACAUCAGGCCACGAGGACGACUAUACAUCAGGACGACUAUACAUCAGACCACGAGGACGACUAUACAUCAGGUCACGAGGACGACUAUACAUCAGACCAUGAGGACGACUAUACAUCAGACCAUGAUGACGACUAUACAUCAGACCAUGAGGACGACUAUACAUCAGAUCAUGAGGACGACUAUACAUCAGGCCAUGAUGACGACUAUACAUCAGGCCAUGAUGACGACUAUACAUCAGACCACGAGGACGACUAUACAUCAGGCCAUGAUGACGACUAUACAUCAGGCCACGAGGACGACUAUACAUCAGGCCACGAGGACGACUAUACAUCAGACCACGAGGACGACUAUACAUCAGACCACGAGGACGACUAUACAUCAGGUCACGAGGACGACUAUACAUCAGACCAUGAGGACGACUAUACAUCAGGCCAUGAUUACGACUAUACAUCAGGCCAUGAGGACGACUAUACAUCAGACCACGAGGGCGACUAUACAUCAGGCCAUGAUGACGACUAUACAUCAGGCCAUGAUGACGACUAUACAUCAGGCUACGAGGACGACUAUACAUCAGAUCAUGAUGACGACUAUACAUCAGACCAUGAGGACGACUAUACAUCAGACCAUGAGGACGACUAUACAGCAGGCCAUGAUGACGACUAUACAUCAGGCCAUGAUGACGACUAUACAUCAGGCCAUGAGGACGACUAUACAUCAGGCCAUGAUGACGACUAUACAUCAGACCACGAGGACGACUAUACAUCAGACCACGAGGACGAAUAUACAUCAGGCCAUGAGGACGACUAUACAUCAGACCAUGAGGACGACUAUACAUCAGGCCAUGAUGACGACUAUACAUCAGACCAUGAGGACGACUAUACAUCAGGUCACGAGGACGACUAUACAUCAGACCAUGAGGACGACUAUACAUCAGACAAUGAGGACGACUAUACAUCAGACCAUGAGGACGACUAUACAUCAGACAAUGAGGACGACUAUACAUCAGACCAUGAGGACGACUGUACAUCAAGUCACGAUGAUGACUGUACAUCAGACCACGAGGACGACUAUACAUCAGGUCACGAGGACGACUAUACAUCAGACCAUGAGGACGACUAUACAUCAAGUCACGAUGAUGACUGUACAUCAGGUCACGAGGACGACUAUACAUCAGGCUACGAGGACAACUAUACAUCAGACCACGAGGACGACUAUACAUCAGACCAUGAGGACGACUAUACAUCAGACCACGAGGACGACUAUACAUCAGACCAUGAGGACGACUAUACAUCAGGUCACGAGGGCGACUACACAUCAGACCAUGAGGACGACUAUACAUCAGGCCAUGAUGACGACUAUACAUCAGGUCACGAUGAUGGUAUCAGGCCAAGAGGACGACUGUACAUCAGAUCACGACGACGGUAUCAGGCCAAGAGGACGACUGUACAUCAGGUCACGAUGAUGGUAUCAGGCCAAGAGGACGACUGUACAUCAGGUCACGAUGAUGGUAUCAGGCCAAGAGGACGACUGUACAUCAGAUCACGACGACGGUAUCAGGCCAAGAGGACGACUAUACAUCAGGUCACGAGAACGACUUACAAAAGUGUACAUCAGGCUACGAGGACGACCAUAUAA
This is a messenger RNA of Pecten maximus, 1647 nucleotides long. RefSeq names its product stress protein DDR48-like. NCBI's taxonomy places the organism in Eukaryota, Metazoa, Mollusca, Bivalvia, Pectinida, Pectinidae. The transcript has 2 exons. Gene Ontology annotation, biological process: neuron projection development. Bases 1 to 1647 code for a protein of 548 amino acids. The record is from RefSeq and is a predicted model, not a curated record. Gene Ontology annotation, cellular component: plasma membrane.